Molecule: messenger RNA, 218 nt
Organism: Ilex paraguariensis (yerba mate)
Lineage: Eukaryota; Viridiplantae; Streptophyta; Magnoliopsida; Aquifoliales; Aquifoliaceae
Source: the annotation of a GenBank genome assembly
GAAAAUGUCGGUUCCUCAAACUAGUGCUGUGGAAAGUGAAGUGUUGAUGACGUUGUUUCUUCGACACAAACAACGGGAAAUAGUUCCUGAACGAGGCAGAAUGACAGCUCCACACUUCAGGGAUUUGUUACACCAACUGAAAAGGAGACUACCUGUAACUUGCAUUGAUCAAGUUGAUCUUGCGAAGAUCAUAUUUUCUUGGAAGAAGCAAUACUUCA